Messenger RNA from Lepisosteus oculatus (spotted gar), 5145 nucleotides. It is a transcript of the gene gfra2b, whose product is annotated as GDNF family receptor alpha 2b. The record is from RefSeq and is a predicted model, not a curated record. Gene Ontology annotation, biological process: nervous system development. Gene Ontology annotation, cellular component: external side of plasma membrane; signaling receptor complex. Lineage: Eukaryota; Metazoa; Chordata; Actinopteri; Semionotiformes; Lepisosteidae. Gene Ontology annotation, molecular function: signaling receptor activity.
ACGGAGAUCUAUAAGAAGAAAAGGGAAAAAACAAGUUACCAUUUCCCCCUUUAUACGCCACACGCCUUCUUUUCUGUAGAUUUCUCCCGGCGUACAAAGUUGGUGGCUAACAGGAUCCGUCUGAUUGGAUUUUCAUUUAAAGAAGACAGUUGGAUGAAGAAGCGAUACACGGAAGAGGACCUCCUGUAUAACUACUUCAUUUGACAAAUCAUACCGUUUUUGUGCCGUGAUUUGGAAAACUAAUGCCCGGCUUUCGAAGGAUGUUGCUUAUUUUACGCUGUAGUGAAUAAGCGCAGCUCGCAGGAAACCUUGGAUUGCCUUUUCCUUAUUCUUCCAAACUUAUUCUUAUUUUUUUCCAAGUUUUCCAGAAUUGUGGAUUAUUCCGAGGCUGCGGGUUGUGUCCAGCACACCUAUAGACCAAUGUCGGGGACAUGCUCGGAUAUUUAGAUUUCCUCGCCGCUGGAAUCGCACUGGAGUGCUAACAAGUCGAGGGGGAGAAUUUUCAUAAAUCUGUCAGGAGCGAAGAACUCGAGAGGGGCUCCGUUGGUUUACAGCUCCCUGGCUCGAAUUCCUGUUGGAUUUAUCAUGAUUUGUAGGAAUAUUUUCAGCGUCCUGUUUUUAUUAGAUGAAGCUGUGCGCUGCGUGGGCAGCUCUGCCGCCGUGUCUGGGAGUGGGGCUCACGGCUGGAGGGCGCCGGUGGACUGCGUGAAGGCCAGCGACCUCUGCAAUGUCAACCACCAGUGCAGCUCCCGCUACCGGAUCCUGCGCCAGUGCCUGGCGGGCCGGGACAGGAACACCAUGCUGGCCAACAAGGAGUGCCAGGCCGCCCUGGAGGUGCUCCAGGAGAGCCCGCUGUACGACUGCCGCUGCAAGCGGGGGAUGAAGAAGGAGUUGCAGUGUCUGCAGAACUACUGGAGCAUUCACCUCGGCCUGACGGAAGGAGAAGAGUUCUAUGAGACCUCCCCGUACGAGCCUCCUCGCCUUGCUUCUAUCAUCUCAGAUCCUCCUGGCUGUUUCUUCAGCAUUGACAAUGCAAGACUUGACCUCACACGAAAAGGAAUGGACUCCACUGUCAUGAAGGGGAACCACUGUUCAGACACAGGAAAGCCCUGCAACCCUUGCUUGGAUGCAGCCAAGGCCUGCAACUUGAAUGACACCUGCAAGAAACUGCGCUCCAUGUACAUCUCUGUCUGCACCAGGGUCAGUCCCUUUCAGUCCCCAGAGCCCUGCAACCGCAAGAAGUGCCACAAAGCCCUCCGUCAGUUCUUCGAUCGCGUCCAGACUGAGUAUAGCUAUCGCCUGCUGUUCUGCUCCUGCCGAGACACAGCCUGCGCUGAGAGGAGAAGGCAGACCAUUGUCCCUUCCUGUGCCUACGAGGACAAAGUUAAACCCAACUGCCUGGAACUGAGGACGACUUGUAGAAAUGACCCCCUAUGCAGAUCACGACUGGCCGAUUUUCACGCAAACUGCCGGGUAACUCCACAUUCCAUUACCAGCUGUCCCAAUGACAACUGCCAGGCAUGUCUUGCUUCCUAUGCCGGACUCAUUGGAUCUGAUAUGACCCCAAACUACGUUGACGCGAGCUAUACCGACAUCACCAUCUCUCCCUGGUGCACCUGCCGCAGUAGUGGGAACAUGGAGGACGAGUGUGAGAAAUUCCUGAAGGAUUUCACGGAAAACACCUGUCUAAAAAAUGCCAUCCAAGCAUUUGGUAACGGAACAGACGCCAACUCGAUAGCCAGGACCCCGUCUCUGCCAGCGAUUCCGUCGGUGAAAACGAAAGCUGAGACGGAAAGAUUCACCGAGCCCUUGGUGACCCUCAGUACGCCCGGAUACAACAUGUGUGUCUCGUCAACAGGAGCCAACCUCCUGGAAAGUGGAACAAAAUGUAACCCCUCCAAAGUGUAUGUUUUCGAACCUGAGACUCAGGUUCAUCCCAACCCCUUUGACCUGGAAAAUAUACGAAAUGUGGAGCCAGAAGACGUAGACAGGUCUGACAGUGUCCAUAUGUCCAGCAGUGUGGCUCUGCUCGCGCUGUCCUGUUUAGCAUUGAGAAUGGCUUUAUAAAACCUGAAGAGGUCAACACACUGACCUGCAAAGAAAAAAACAAGUCAAGCAACAAAAAAUGACAUAUGGAACUUCAGAAACCUUGCUGUCUCUCAAGCUUUCCCUCUUUCAACAGCAACAACAACAAUGGAAAAAACAACCAAACAAUUUCUCCAGAAAAUUGAUCCAAGACUUCUUUCUGCACUGUAGCCAUGCGGGAGAGAACGGUGGUUCUUGUUCUUGUCGAUUUGCCAACUCUAGAUUCCAAAGUUGAGACCUGAAGAAAAGACUAAAAAAAAAAAGACUAGUACCUUUGGGUCUCCUUCCUAGCUGCUUGGUAGACCAGUUGCUAACUCAAGACAAUGAAGAGCAACGUCUUUCCUUGUCGAGACGUUUUCCGAACACAACCUGAAAGACAUUUUGCUUUUUUUGCGGAAUCGGUUUCCGUUCGCCUUCCCUGCAUUCUCACCCAGCCUGGGAGGAUUCUGUCUGCGUGUUGCAGUGUCCCCAGUGCUCAGACUUUAUUAUUUACUGUAUUUCACAUGGCAGUCUUUGUCCAGCCCUCUCCCUCCAACAAAUGUGCAUUUUCUUUUCUUUUUCUUUGCCAAGUUCAGCCGUACUUAAGGAAUGACGAGUUCCUUCCUUCUUUAAAAAAUAAAAUGAUUUCAGGUAUAAAUCUUUAUUCUGUUAACUCAACACGUAAUUAAAUUAUAUAUACAUGUGAUAUAUAUAAUAUAAUGUAGGUACAAUGUCAUCCUACUGCUUUUAUUUCUAUUCUGUAUUGGGUUGAAAAAUAAUAAAAAAAAAUAGUUUAAGAAAAGGUUAACUGCAUAAACUGACAAAGUCCGUAUUUGUCAGUAUGUACUUGUUUGAAGUUGACGGAAAACCCUGCCGCCUUCUUCUUCAAUGUGUUAAAGUCUGUCUGUGAGUAUAGCUACAAAGUGUUACACUUCAAAUGUACAAAUGUAAUUUCUCAUGAACUAAAAACGAGAUGUUGAAAGGCAGGAUGGAGCUCUGAUACUAAAGAAAAUCAAAGGAGAACAAAAUGGCAUAUGUGUCUCUGAAGAAGUGCCAAUAACUGUAGUUUUAGGGUGUUUUGUGUAAGUAUUUUUUUUUUUUGCAAAUAUGGACUUGAAUUAUUUUCAAAGAUGCUCCUGGAAAUGAAAACAUGGUUUCAUUUGCUUAGAAAGUAAUCGUUAGUGUAUUUUCUAGUGUGCAAUCUUUCGCGUGGCCUUACAUUUUUUGGGGUUUUAAUUUCUCCUUUUCGAGGUGAGAUCUGGUCCUCUUUCAGGCUUACUGAAGUCCCAGCCUGUAUUAGUUGUGUUUUAAGGUUGCCAGGAGAGGGUCGGUGCCAUGCGCCCGUAAGGAAGGCUUAAAUCGCGCCUUCAGCAAAUGUACAGGGUUGGCUUCAGCCAAGUUUGGCACUUUGACUUUUCAUGUCCACUAAACAACACACCAUAAAGUAUAACAUGCAAAACAAAAAUAUGAAAGGCAUGUGUGUAUUCUGUUUUUUGAUCUUGAUUAUAAUUCUUCCUCUUAUAUUGGAUUGACAUUAAAUUCAUUUUAAUACUGAACAAAACGCAGGGAACUGAAGUCAUUGGAAACACUAGAGGCUUUCUGGUGUACAGGUGCGCAGAGACGUACAGUCCAUGCAUAGUGGUGGCAGUAUUUCAAACACCAUUUUUUUGUUCAGCGGGGCUCUGAUCAGUUUUCUGGCCCUAAAUUAGGAAAAGAGCUCUACACGUCUUAAUUGAAGUCAGUCAAAAAUAGCUUGAUAUUGAACAUACUUCAAUUCAAAAUAAUUGCAAACGAAUUCCUUUGAUUACAAGAAAUAAAACACAGUGAAAUUGUCUUUCAUUUUGCAUCUUUAUCUCAAAAUUAACACAGUGUUGCCUCUGGUUAUUUAAAGAGUACACAGCUUACACAAACAAAACAUGAUUCGUCCACAUUUUAUGUAGUAUCUAAUGAGCUGCCACCAACACAUUUAUAUUUUAAAAAACAUCUAAAAUCACAUUUUAGUGUGAAAGUUAAUGUAAUAGAACUGUGAUUUGAAAAUGCCUUCAUUUUACACAGAAAAUGGUGUACAGUUCCAGAGAAUGUGUUAAUAAAAGAGGUGUGGCACAAGAGAUCUGUGAGAUUACCACAAUGGAUAACACUGUAAAUAGUAUUUUGCAACUAAUAUGUUUUAGAAGCAAACUCUACUUUCAAACACUGGUGUCCAAAUGAACUACAGAUUCAAAGUUAGGUACCUCAUAACAUGCUUAUCGAUGAGUGUUCUGGCUCAGGUGAGGAUAGUACGUUUCUCCUCUGCUGCUACCACUUUAAUACAUUAAUUGUUACUUGCAAAUUUAAAUCAUACAGUAAAUUAAAUAUCUGUUCAACCUAAUAGAAGAUAGCUUAGCAGCAACAACAGCAAAAUAAAAUCCUAUUUUGGUAAGAGGUUGAUGUUUCCAACUACGACUAACAUAGAGACUUAAAGUUACUCUUUUUAUAAUCUUGUUUCUUAAUUAUCAGUUUUAAUUAGGAAGGGUUAAUUGGUUAAUGUUCUGUAUUGGUAACACUGAUCUGAUUCUGCUGUGCACAGAGUAGAACCACAGCUUUUAAACUGUAAAACCACAAUUUCACAAAAUCCAGAAGAAUGGUAAGAGUUUGCUAAACACCACAUUCUGGAAAAGAUCCACCACAAUCUCGAAUAAAAUAAGACUGCAUCAUUUUGUAAGGUGUCAUGUGAAUUGCAAGAGAAUCUUGGUGUUCACAUUUAUAAUUUUGUCCUGUUGGAUUUGAAAAUGGUACAUGUUCCUAAGAAAAAUGUAAUAGAUUGAUUGGAGAUUAACAAUCAAUACAAUGAGAACAUAAUUUUAUCUAUGACAUUGUAUGCCUACAGUAUAUACAGUAUGUUGUAUUUAACGUCAGGUAUUGCUAGACUGGUUCACAUGAAACAUAUACAGAGAUAAGGUAUAAAGGCUUAGUAUAUCAUGAUCAUCACAUGCUCAAUGUAUCCUUUGUACAUACGUAUGCUUUCACUACAGUCUGUGAGAAUCACAUACAGUAUGCAACUAAUGUACGACAUUAAACAUUCGCAUUUUGACUAUCUUUUCA